Molecule: messenger RNA, 4375 nt
Organism: Oncorhynchus gorbuscha (pink salmon)
Lineage: Eukaryota; Metazoa; Chordata; Actinopteri; Salmoniformes; Salmonidae
Product: integrin alpha-8-like
Exons: 30
Coding region: 269-3439 (1056 amino acids)
Biological process (GO): integrin-mediated signaling pathway; cell adhesion mediated by integrin; cell-cell adhesion
Cellular component (GO): integrin complex; external side of plasma membrane
Molecular function (GO): integrin binding
Source: RefSeq, a predicted model, not a curated record
GACAGGAGAGUCUGGCUACAGGCUGUAGAGGAGUUUAGAGUGUGUGUGAGUGAGAGCAUCAAGCGAUCUGACCCGGCGGAGAGUGUGUGUGAGUGCCUAGUGUGGGAGACAGCGGCGAGAGCGGAACGCACGGGCACGCACAACUUGGGAUAACUCACCUGGCUGGACAGAAACAUCUCUCUCCCUCCAUCUCGCCUAUCAUCUCUCUCCUUGCUAAGGGAUUCGAGCGGUGUGAUAGACUACUGGUCUGGCUGCGGGGAAGGUGUUAAUGUGUGCCUAUAGGAUGUAUGCAUUUGGUGGGAUGUUGUGUCGCGUGGUGUCGGUGCUAUGGCCUGUCCUUUCGGUUGUCUCGGGCUUCAACCUGCAUGCGGAGCGCCCUGCGGUGUACCGAGGACCAGAGGGGAGCUACUUUGGUUACUCCGUGGACUUCUACCGACCGACCCCCGAAAGCAGCACGUUGAGUGUAUUGGUGGGAGCACCCAAGGCCAACACAUCCCAGCCAGGCAUCAUAGAGGGAGGAGCUGUCUACUACUGUCCCUAUCCCCUAAACCCUGACCCCACCAAGCAACCCUACAGCUGCACACAGAUACCCUUCGACAACGCCAAUAACAGGAUGAUUAAGGUUAAUGGCACCAGGGAGCCUCUGGAGUUCAAGUCUCACCAGUGGUUUGGAGCCUCAGUUAGAACUCACAAAGGCAAAGUGGUGGCCUGUGCUCCUCUCUACCACUGGCGUACUGUGAAGGUGAACGGUGAGAAGGACCCGGUAGGAACCUGCUAUGUUGCCGUGCAGAACUUCAGCGCCUACGCAGAAUACUCACCCUGUAGGACCAAUGAUCCAGACCCGGAGGGACAGGGUUUCUGCCAGGCCGGGUUCAGUGUGGACUUCACCAAGGAGGGGACACUGGUGGUGGGUGGACCUGGCAGCUUCUACUGGCAAGGUCAGGUGAUGACUGCAGGCGUAGCAGAGAUAUUGAAUGGUUACUCUCUGAAAGCCGUGCUCAGGAGGGUCCCUGGAGAGAAACACACACACGCUGCAGCUGAUACCCAUGACGACAGCUACCUAGGUUACUCUGUGGCAGUGGGGGAAUUCACAGGAGACUCAGAGCAAGAGCUGAUAGCUGGUGUUCCGAGAGGGGCACAGAACUUUGGAUAUGUAGCUGUGAUUAACUCCACUAAUCUGACAUUCAUCAUGAACUUCACAGGAGAGCAGAUGGCUUCCUACUUUGGCUAUUCUGUGGCCGUUACUGACCUCAACGGAGAUGGGUAUGAUGAUGUACUGGUAGGAGCACCUCUCUACAUGGAGAGAGAGAGGGAGAGUAAACCCAAGGAGGUGGGCCGUGUCUACCUGUACCUCCAGCACUCCCCGCUCACCUUCUCCGAGCCCCUUCUCCUGACGGGAACACACACCUUUGGACGCUUUGGCACUGCCAUCGCCCCGCUAGGAGACCUCAACCAGGACGGAUACAACGACGUGGCGGUGGGUUGUCCGUUUGGUGGGGAGGACCGGAGUGGCCUGGUGUUGAUCUACAAUGGCCAGAGAGACCUGACGGCCCGCGGCCUAACCCUCAGCCAGGAGCUCUAUGGAGCCUGGGCCUCCAGUAGUGGCCUCUCCGGCUACGGCUUCACCCUGAGGGGGGACAGAGACCUGGACAACAACCAUUACCCUGAUCUGAUAGUGGGAGCAUUUGGUAAAGGGGAGGUGUCGGUGUACAGGGCUCGUCCUGUAGUGUCAGUGGAGGCAGAGAUGAUCCUGACUCCUAGAAUCCUGAACCCUGAUGACCGAUCCUGCCUCCUGACAGAAUCUGAUACCAUGGUGACCUGUCUAAGGGUAGAUAUUUGUGCAAAGGUGAGCGGUGUGGGGAUCCCAGACUCUGUAGUCCUGAAUGCAGAGCUGCAACUGGAUUGGCUUAAAGGUGUGAGGGGCGGAGUUAAGAGAGUUUAUUUCCUGGAUUCCCAUCAGCCCCAGCACACAGGGGUCCUAACGCUUGGCCACAGCCGUCCUCACUCCUGCCUGAACUAUACUGUCUACCUACGAGGGGAGGAUGAGUUUAGGGAUAAAUUGACUCCCAUCUCAUUGGCUCUGAACUACAGUUUAGCCCCUCCUUCCAACCUGGACCUCCCCCCUGUCCUCAACCGUUACAGCAGUAGCUUCCUGCAGGAACAGGCAUAUAUUCUGCUGGACUGUGGGGAAGACAACGAGUGUAUUCCAGACCUCCAGCUAUCUGCAAGCAUAGACCGUACAGAGCUGGUGGUCGGGGAUGACAACCUGGUCAUGUUGACCAUAAACGCGGUUAACAAAGGAGAGGGGGCAUAUGAGACUGAGUUACACACACUCCUACCCCCUGAGGCUGAUUACAUAGGAGUGGAACGCAGGAUAGAGGCUCUAUCCAGGUUGAACUGUGAGUACAGGAUGGUGAAUGACUCCAGACUGGUGGUGUGUGACCUGGGGAACCCUAUGGUUGCCGGAACAGAAGUAUCUGUAGGUUUAAGGUUUGCUGUCCAAAGGCUGGAUGAUGCCGGUCCUCACAUUGACUUUGACCUACAGAUCCACAGUUCAAACAAAGACAGCUCCAAGAGCAACCCAGUCAGUCUGUCUCUCUCCAUCUCUGCCAGAGCUCAGCUAGACCUGAGGGGGGUGUGUCAUCCCUCUCAGGUGGUUCUUCCGUUUCCGCAUUGGGAGCCCAAAGAGAAUCCGGUCAAAGAGGAUGACGUAGGACCCCAGGUCACACACAUCUACGAGCUCCAUAACUCAGGUCCCAGUAGUAUCCGGGAGGCGGAGCUCCAGGUGGGCUGGCCCUCUCGUUUCCGUGACGAACACCUGCUCUACGCUCUGGAGGUUCUAACAGACGGACCAAUCAGCUGCCGGAGCAACACCAGCCUCAACCCCCUGGGCCUACAGACAUCCUCUGUCCAGGACACUCCAGAACUGUUGGGCUUUCUGAGGAACAGUAGCUCUCCUCACCGCUACAGACGAGCCACCAAUGCUGCCCAGCCCUACAGCAGCAAGACCCUGAACUGCAGUAACAUCAUUUGUCUAAGAGUUCUGUGUGUGGUCGGGCGGUUGGACCGUGGUCAGAGCGCUGUAGUCAAGAUCCGCUCCCGACUCUGGGCUCACACCUUCCUCCAGAGACGUAACGACCCAUACCUCCUCAACUCUACCGUGUCCUUCAGAGUGACGGCCCUGCCCUACCGCCUCCAACCCUCCUCCUUACCCCAACACACCACUGCAAUGGGUACACUGGUGCUGUGGGGAACUCCUGAUGUGGCGUUUGCUAUUCCUCUGUGGGUCAUCAUCCUAGCCAUCCUUCUGGGACUGCUGGUCCUGGCCAUGCUGACACUGGCCAUGUGGAAGUGUGGUUUCUUUGACCGGGCUCGGCCGCCAGCGGAUGACGUGUCAGACCGUGAGCAGCUGACCUCUGGCCAAUUAGCAGACGCCUAAGAACACUCACUGGCACCAUGGAGACCAGUUCCUGAUUCGAGGAGGCUGUUUGGGAUGAGUUCCACCUCUUGAGUGAAAUUAAACUGAAAUGAGAUCUGCAGGCAGACUGCAAACUCACAGAUCAAAGGUUAUUUACCCCUUUUAAAGCUGAUCUGUCAUCAGUGAGUGGACUGCAAACUCACAAACCAAAGGCUGAAGUACCAUUAAGACUGGUAAUUCAAACGGCACCAGAGAGACUGGGAACCAUGCACACAGACGGACCUACACACAUUAACACUAUUUAAGCCAACACAAUGACUUUGAUGUAUAUGAGGCCUCAAGACAAUUUUGGACAAGUAGAAUGGACUCUGGUUCUAACCCUGCUUGUAGUUGAAUAUGUUUCUAUGCACCGCUUGCCUCUGUGGGUUCGACAGGGGAUCUGUAUGGUUGGAUAAUUCAGUUGGAGUUAACCAGUCUGGCUAACUUCAAAUGGAGUUCCAUCUGAUGUCAGUGACUUGGUGUCCGCCUGCUUUCACUGUUAAAUACAUUCCAUCAUUGAUCAAUCACACAUAUGCACACAUACAUGCGCACACACACGAAUGCACACGUAAACACACGCAUGCACACACAGGGGGCUGUACAGUAUAUAUCUACGGAUGGUGUAUGUGCAAUAUUGGGAUAUUCUGUGUGAUACUGAAGCUUGUUUACACUGGUAUUAUUUUAUUAGAACUUGAUGUUCAAAUUGUUUGUGUAUAUUGUUUAGUUAGUAUACUAUUGUGUAUGUGAGUGUUUUUGUUGGUAUAUUAGUGUAUGUGUCUUCGGAAAGUAGAAGAACCCUUAACUUUUUCCACAUUUUGUAAUAUUACAGCCUUAUCCUAAAAUUAAUUAAAUCAUUAUUUCCCCUCAUCAAUCCACACACAAUACCUCAUAAUGACGAAGCAAAAACAAGUUUUUAGA